UUCCAACAACUCCAAAGCAGAUAACAGUUUCAGAAGCCAAGGAACAAUCAGAAGUUGAUCAAGCAACAGUUCAUGAUGAUAACUCAGAUGACGUAGAUUUGUCACUUGUGAAAACUGAGCCUGCAGAUAUUGAUGAUUAGGAGCUUCAUGUCAUUGCUGCACCACUGAAGUGAACAUUCAAUAAACUAAUUCAGUUUGGUUCAGAUUCAGAUUUUAUUUGUGACACUGUUUUUUUCCAAAUAUAUAUAUCAAUAUUUGCCGAGAUGGAAGGGAAAAUCAAAGGGAAAAUAGAGUUCCCUGAAGUUAUUGAUGUUGAUGAGAUAGAUUCGGACAAGUCGAAAGAUUCACCAGUAAAAGUGUGUGCACUUAAAGAGGUGAAAGGUGAAAGAGGAGAUAGUGUAAAGAAAGGACAUAAAGCUUAUUCUGACAUUGGACCUUGUGAAAAUAAAGUUAAAGGUGAUUUCAGUGAGCUAAAAGAUGCAAAUGCUGCAGGGAAAGGUGAAGAGAAUGAUUUGGAGGUUGAUAAUGGGGACGUUAAUAGAUCACUUGGUAAAGGAGCAAUAAUUGACAGGGAUAAUGAUGCAGAUCAUUUGGGGGGAGGUGUGUGUUUCAGUGAUGAUAAUUGUGAUAAAGCUGUGAAAUCCAGUGAGAUACCUGGUGAUGGAGUUACAUAUGUAGAGGUCAGUUCAGAUGACAGUGUUGUCAUAUAUGAUAACAUUGAUAAAAUAAGUAAAGUGGACAAUAGUGGAAAAGACAGUUUAUCAAUGGUUGAUGUGGCUAAAAGUUACAAGUUGAUGAAAUGUUCAGUUGUUGUUGAAAAGCUGAAGUUGGACUCUGACCCUUCAAAAUAUACUGUAUAUUUGAAUGAAGGCAGUCAGAAAAGGUUUGUGGAUACAGUUAGGGAGACAUUUACAGGUGGUAAUAGAAGGGGUACACAAAAUAAUGACAAAAACAUUAAAAGCACCUCGAAAGAAUCAAAUAUCAAAGCAAAAACUGAUGUGAAACCUGAUGUGGAUCUUAAUGGUGUUGAUGAUGGUGAUAUUGGACGCCAUACUGUUAGAUUGGAUAUGGAACCAGGAACAUUUGUAAAAGCUGGGAAAGUAGAUAUCCUUGUUGCUAAUGAUGAUGACAUUGUUGAUGAAAUCAAAGAACAUGAUUUGAUGUACUUGGAAGAGAACAGUGAAAUAGAAAGGAAUGUGAACAAGGAUAAUGGUAGCAAUGAUUAUGAUUACAAAGGAGAAACUGCUGGAAGUGCUUCUGGUGCCAAAAGACGACAUGAAGGAAUUAUGUCUGAUGAGGUAUUUCAAAGGAAAAGGGUUAAAGUGGUAGAUGAUUCAGACAAGGAUGUAGUGUUGAUGGAAGAUUUUCAAGUUUGUCAAAAAAUAUAUCAUAUAUCAGAUAAAGUGAAGGUAUUCAGACUAGCGAUUCAGAAGGAGACUGUGCAAAGUGGUGCAGUAGAUGAGGAAGUUGAAAAUGAAAAAGGGCAGAGUGAUCAUGAACAUGUACAUGGCAGUGAUGAUAAAUCAGAAACAGCAGGAGAAAACACUGCUUCUGAUGAGGAGGCAAAUUCAAUGGUUUGUGAUUAUUCCAAUGAAAGUGAUGUUCAGAUAGGUGCAAGUAAAAGUAGUUCUGAAGAUGACGCUGAACUAAAAGAUGGAACUGUUAAAGUAGAAGUUCAAAAAUCUGAAUCAAUUGGUGUAUCCUUGAGACCAAGAAGUAAAAUAAAGAAAAAAAGUGAUGAAGAGGUAGACUAUUUCUCUGAGACAUAUGAUAACUAUGAUAGUACAAAAAAAGCUUCAGGAAAGCCAGUAAGAACAAUAGAUCCAAAAGUGAUCAUUCAAGAGAGACAAGCUAUGGUAGACCAUCAUUUUAGUGUUUCAAAACAUAGGAAGCAAAUUGUGGCAAGGAAUCUUGUGUCGUUGCUGAAUUCUUUAAAAGCAAAGUUUGCACAAAAUAAGCAUGCUGUGGGGAUUCAAUUUGAACCAAUCUGUGUGCGAAUGUUUUGCACAGUGUUUGAUUUUGCAGAGUUUCUGAAGAUGUGGCUGGAUGGAAAUAGCAGCAUGGACGAUAAUACUGCAAAUAAUUUGUUUGAUAGGCUCAAAGUCGACUUGCUGAAAGUAUUAAAAGAUGCAGAAAUUCAACAUAAAGGAACUGAUGACUGGGAAAAGUUUCAGGUGUUCAUCACAGAAGAGGCCCUGUUGGUAUUGAGAGUUGUACUUGCAGUGCUUGAGGGGAUAUUUAAUGGAUUUCAGCUAGUGAAAGCAAAGAAACAUGGUGCUGAAGUGGUCAAGUUUGUUAUUCAUGGACAAAUAUUAAGUUUUGUUAAUUGGGAUGAUGAAUCCAAGCAGCUGACUGAUUUCGUCAUUGAAAAGCUGAAGUUUAUCCAGGAUUGGAGAGAUAGGCAAAAAAGGAAGACAUUUGAAGCCUAUGACAUGGUUGCCUACAAAGAACAGAUGAGAUUGAUAGAAAACAAUAGAAAAGAAAAAGAGCUGAAUCUACACAGAGAGAGAGAGAGAGAGAAAAAGAAAGAGAAAGAACAACAACAUAUUCUAUUGAUACCUGUAGAAAAUAAAACCCAAGAAAAUAUGACAUUGGUAAAUGUUAAACAUAAAAAAGGGAUGGACCCGGUGUUGUACGAAAAUCAAAAAAGAAUAAUGGAAAACUCUAAAAAGAGACUGAAUGAGUCCAAAGAGGAACUGAGGUUCAUUGAAAUCAAAAGAAAAGAGGUAGAGCUAGGUCAUCAUAAAGAUAAAGAUGAACAAAUGCGAUUGAUAGAAAUGAAUAGAGGACGGAUAGAGCUUGAGAUGAAUCAGUGGAAUGAUAUUGAAGACCAAAUUCAAGGGCAUGAAGUUAGUAAAGGGAAAUGGCCAAGUCUCCAGAAUUAUCAUGAGAAGCAAAGCACUGUCACAGUGAUGGGAUCGGGGAUAAAAACUGUUGAGCACAAGGGAUCGGGGAUAAAAACUGUUGAGCACAAUCAACAUUUAGAUGAACAGACAAAAGAACAAAGAAGUCAAACUCAAGAAAAGGUAUUGCAGGCUAUAAAAAAAAGAGUUCAAAAGUUGAAUGUAAUUAAAGAUACAAAAGAAGGAGAACGGAAAAAACGAAUGUAUAAGCGAAGAACACAACCAAGUUUAGACGGUUUAGGAGGAACUGAACAUGAGGACAGACAAAGCUCUAUUUUGCAACCACAAAUUGUUCCCUUUGUUGCAGCUGUAGAUGAAACAGUUGACUAUGUAGAGAUCAAGCAAGAACAAGUAAAUGAUACUGCUGAGUAUGAGGGUAAUGCAAUGGAAAGUGUUAAAAGAUCUGGUUUGGAAGACAUUGGAAUGCAGAGUACUGUGAACACAGCACAGCAAGCAGCAACUGUUGCUGAUAUUGAGUUGGGUGUUUUGAAUUCUGCAGAAACAAGACUAGUGAUUGCUCAAGUACAACAAACAAGUGAUACUACCUCUGCACCAGAAUUUAAAGUGAUGAUGUAUGUAAGAUUUUCAGAUCCAACAAACCCUCAAAGAGCAUUCAGAAUGGUUGUUCCGCUACCUAGAGACAACAGAGUGAUGGAAAACCAGCCAUCCUCUGAAUUGUCUGCUCAAAUGCCUGGACCGACUGGAAUACAGAGUGCACAGGCUCCCGGAAUCAAGGUGACAAUGAUGGUGCCUGGACUAAAUUCAGCUGGAAAUGCACAGGUGCCAGGAAAUGUAAUGACCACAACAAUUCCGGUACUGACACAAGUGGGAAGAGCUCUGGAUGCAGCUUCACCUGUUGUAACAUCCCUUAAUCAGGAGAUUCAAGUGCGGACAAGACUACCGUAUUCAAUUGCCCAGAGCAGUCCGCAAAUGAGAUAUGUGACUCAACAGUCACCAGUGGUGCAGAAAGCCAGUAUGUUAAACCCAAAUGUAGUUUUCCCUUUAAUGGUUAGUCCAGUGCCAAUCAAAGAUGCUAUUAACACCUCUAUCCCGCCACAUACACAAAUGCUUUCUGUGGCAUCCCAGCAUAUGCAACAUGCACCUAUGCCUGCAGUCCAAAUUCCUGGUUCUAAUGUACAGACAAAACCAAUGUCUUCCUCACCAGCAGUUCCAGUGAUACCAGCAGUGAAUUUUAAUAGAUAUUUAGAUCAGUCAAUGAAAAGGGUUCUUGCAGGUGAUAACGACAACUCUAAAUUCACAAUGAAAAUGCAAGAAAAUCAGUCUACCAUUCCCCCACAGAAGACAUUUGUAGUUAAGAAAGUUCCAGCUGCAGGGACUUCAACUGCCGCAGAUAGUAAUGGAGACAUGUAUGAAAAAAUUCAUCAGUUUGCUUCAGCUGAUAACGAAAUACUAGAGAAUGUGAACAAAGAGGAAAUUAUUGCGAGGCUACGAGGCUUGCUGCAUCAUGAUUUUGUAGGAUUUUAUAAUAGCGAUAUCAUUCCAGGGUACGUCUUGAGAUCAUUAGACAAUUUGCCAGAGCUUAGUUUCAGUAAUCGAGAAAUAUAUGAUUUAGCUCGUCACUUGUUGAAAGACUUGAAGUCUCGUGCAGAAAAAGAAUUCACUUCUGUCUCGAGUAUGGGAGCUUUCAAUAACUUAAUCCCAGAAGAAAGAAACAAAGCUUUGCUUAAACAUAAGAAAAAAUUGGAAGCUGAAGGCGAAUUUCUGUCAGCAUUGAUUCGCAAAGUCACGGGACUUAAUGCCUUAAAAGACCUGAUGUUGCCAAUUGAAUUACACAUGUUAAAGUCCAUGAAAGAAAAGUACCUGGAAGACAAAUGUGAGAAAGAAGAAGCUGGUGAACUUCAACCGAAAAUAGUGAAUACUUAUUCUUUAGCCCCUCUGUCUAAGGGUAUGAAGAAUGACAACACUUUUGUUGAAAAUGCUGUUGUAACAGGAGACAAUAUGAAGGACUUUGUACAGAUAAAACUGGUUUCAGCAAACACAAAUUUGAAAUCAUCGGGUGAGAUAUCUAAGAAGGUAAUGAUGUAUGUAUGCAGGGUUUGUAGUUGGGUGUAUGCUGAUAAGCCAUCAUUUCUGUGCCACUUCAAAGAGAGGCACAUGUGUGAGGAAAAGAUUGCUGUACCGGAUAUAGAACUUUUUCGCCAAUUCAUAACAGCCUUUUGCGGACUUUGUGGAAUCAGGGACCCAUAUCAUUUCAAAAUACAUUACAAUGACAAAGAAACUAAAUCGAGUGUGAGAAGUACCUGUUCAUGUGAACCGCUGAUGUUCUACUCAACGUGGCAAUUUAGGAACCACAUGCAGUACCAUAGGUACGGGGAGGCCGGGGCACCGUUUAAAUGUAACAGAUGUAUGCAGUACUUCUGGUUCAAAUCCACGUUCAAAAUGCACCUGCUUAUCACCCCAUUGUCCUGUGGACGCACCAUGAUUAAGGAUCAUGAUGAAAAUUUGGAAAGUGGCAGUUUGAAAGGGGAGAAGCAAACGGGAGUAGAAUUGCUGAGGAAACAGCUGAAAGUUUGGGGGAGGAAAAAGAAAAAGCUCGAGGAAAUGAAACAGAAAAUCGCAUGUGCAAUUGCAAAAAGAAAAAAUGAAAGGUCGACUGGAGAUAAUAGUUUAAUUGGAUCAGAGUGAGCAUUGUAUUUGGACCUUUCAACCAGUGAAACACUACAUACCGAUAAGGUGCAUGUUGGAAACGUAUUACAGUAAUAUAGCAGAAUUGCUGUAAUAUGCCUAGUGAAUAUAUAUAAAUAUAUUAUUGUUUUUACUAUUAGAUAUUGACAUUGUAUAAGCAUUUGACAAAAGCAAUUUUUUUGUAAGGAAUUUGUUCAUUUUGUUAAAAGUUAUCUGCAACAAAUAUUGUUUUUUAGUUUAUUGUAUAUAUAUAUAUAUAUAUAGUAGUCUACGGUGAUAAAUUUUUAUUAUGAUUUUUAUUUGUUCUGUAAAAAAUUUGUUAAAUAAUUGAGAACUAAUAGAAAAGAAAAACGUUUAUUGCAAAUUAAAAUUGUGCAAAAUUAUAUGAAAUCAAUUGUUGUUGGAAAGAUUCAUUAUGCAAUGUUUAUCACUCAUAUUUUCAACUAUUGGCUAUUGCCUUCUAAAGAUUUGUUACGUCUUUUAUAUAACCUAACAAUUCUAAGGAAUGAUGAAUGAAGUGAACCCUUGUAGGCUGCCCUGUUUCAUUUUGCAGGCAUAUAUAUACCGGUGUUAGGGUAUUUAAUUCUUGCACAGACUUGGUUUUCAAUGUUAGUUAAAUAUUGAUAAUAAGUUAACGCAUUUUAAUCUUGGAAAUACAUUAAUAUAUGCCAUGCCUGUAUCUCAUAGCUUGUUGUUAGUAGUUCUAACAUAAUUCGUGUGAACCUUUCACAUAAUUCUUGUGAAUCUUUAACAUAAUUCUUGGGAAUCUUCUAUCAAUUGUUUUCUGGAAAGAUGUUCAGUCAUAUUAAUGUAGCAGGCCAGUUAUUUUAGUUUUUAAAAUUAAGUCCAGAAAGGACUUUGACUUGUUUAAUACUUUGUAAAUAACUUGCGCCUCAAGUUCUACGAUGGUAAAAACAAUAGCACAAAUUUCUUUCAAUCUUCUUUUGCAAUCAAUUUUUGUGAUAUCCAAUUAUUAAUGUAUCACCAUUUGAAUACAUAUAUAUUUUCGAUGACCAGUUGAAUGUUUCCAAUGAAAUAUACCCAUGAAUUCAAAAAAUAUAGUUAAUUUUAUUUCAAAAUUUGAAUAUCGGCAAUGCUUGGCUGUAGGCCUGCCCAUGUUGUUCAGUGUUAAAAUUGAUGAAACUUUGUCAACUGAAACUUGUUAAUAACAUUCCAAGUUUGAUAACUGCAUGUUAACAAACAUGCUUUCCAAUUGCUCACUGUUCAUGUUGACAAAUUAUUGUUUUAAUAGUUUGGAACUUUAUAAAUGUAGUUUUGAAAAUACAGGUUGAAACAUUAUCCAUGUUAAUUUGUAAAUAUUAGGAUAUUGUUGUUCCAUGUUAUAUGAAGCUGUAUAUAUUACUAGUCCAUUCACAUUUUCCUGUUACGUUUCUGUUACAAUGUGUUACAUGCUAGUGUUGACAUAAUCAUGUUUCAAUUUUGUACGAAUUAUGAAUUACAGUUCAUUUUUGUAGGAAGUAUAAAUUGUGGUACAUUUUUGUAGGAAGUAAAAAUUGUGGCUCAUUUUUUGUAGGAAGUAGAAAUUGUGGCUCAUUUUUGUAGGGAGUAUAAAUUGUGGUACAUUUUUGUAGGAAGUAUAAAAUGUGGUACAUUUUUGUAGGAAGUAUAAAUUGUGGCUCAUUUUUUGUAGGAAGUAGAAAUUGUGGCUCAUUUUUUGUAGGAAGAAUAGAUUGUGGUACAUUUUUGUAGGAAGUAUAAAUUGUGGUACAUUUUUGUAGGAAGUAGAAAUUGUGGCUCAUUUUUUGUAGAAUUUUUUUGUAGGAAGUAUAAAUUGUGGUACAUUUUUGUAGGAAGUAUAGAUUGUGGUACAUUUUUAUAGAAAAUGUAAAUUGUAACUCAAUAUUUUAGAAAGUAUAAACUUUAAACCAAUUUUGUAAAAAUAAAUUUUGGAAUAAAAUAUAAAAAUGGACUAUGAAACCAGAAGGUAUUAAACUUUUUGUGUGACUGUUCAUUAGAUAGUUAAAACAGUUUCUUUACAGCAGAUCAUGCAUUAUUUUCUUUUUAUAAACAUUUAAUUGUAAAGUGUCUCAUAAAACGAGUUUGUGUGAGGGUUAAUAAUUUGGCAAAAUGAAGUUCUUUAUAUAUAUAUUAUGUAUAACUAUUGUAUGACAUACAUAUAUUAUUAUCGCAUGACAUACAUGUUUUAUUAUUGUAAUACAUAAUGUAUAAUUGUUCAAUGAAUUCUGAGUGCAACAGUGCAUAUUUUCCAAAUGCUUGCAUAUUUUCCAAAUGAAGGGUUCUGACUUAAAGCAAAAUAAUCUUGUGAUUUCAUACAGUAUUUCCAGUCUGUGUAUGAGAGGUUCUGAAAAGCUCAGUUAUCUAGUUUCUUUCAUGUACAUUUCGGAUAAGUAUGGGUUAGUACGCAAUAUAAGCGCAUGGCAGCCAUCUUAUCAACCAUCGUUUUUUAUUUGAAUCAAUUAUUUAAGGUUGUAACGAGAUAUAUUUUGAAAAACUAAAUUUGCCUGGAAAUAUUCCUCUAUGCUAUUUCAUAUGAACAAGUUAAAUCUUUAAUAUUAUUUCUCAUACUUGUUUAGUAUUCAUUUUUUUCCAUGUCAUUCUUAACUUGUAUACCGGCAUGACAUACUACACAAAAAGUAGUCUGCAUAUACACAUGCAAGUAGCGCACGGCUAGUCUGACAUCAGCUUCACCAUCUAGGCAUCUACCCUGUAUUAAUACUAUACAGUCAUGUGUAUGGACUUCUUUUAUUUCAAUUAAUAUGUUCAAGUUUGUGUGUUGGGGUUGCAUUUAUGCUAUGGUGAUAUUGAAAUCUGUUGGGUAGUAGAUAAUGCAAUAUUUGUGAUCAUGAUAAAAUCUAUUACGGUAUACAUGUAUGCUUUAAUUUUAUGAAAUUUCUUUUAUGUUUUGGAUGUGGCAAUCCUGUUCAGUAAUUCAUAGUUUGAUUUCAUGAAGAUACAUGUAUUAAUAUCUAAGUUUGUCAUAUAUUUGCCUACUUCAAGUUUUAAGAUACUUAUAAUUUCUUGGUUAUUCUUUUUCUAUUAUAUUGACUUCACUGUAUGUAUUAUGAGUUGCAUUAUUAGUCAUUUGAAUAGCACUAUUUUCAUCAUUAUUACAUGUACAUGUUUAUUUUUAUUAUCAUUUCUAUUUAGUAAAACUCUGCUUUAAAUGAAAGAACUAGAUAUUUUAAUUAAAUAUUUUCUUUAUACAUAUUAGCUGAAUUUCAUUGUUAUUUGCUUCAAGUGUUUUAGCAAACUGUUUCUAUUUACUGUUUUCAUGUUGUUAAAACUUACAGUUUUGAAUUUUAAAUAAACAAUGUAACGCUCAUUUUUCACUGGUAUGUUCUUGUAGGUCUUACAAGCAGAUUCAAAUGAAGCUAAACAUUGUGUACAUAUGUGGAUAAAAUGUAAAUAAUCA
Messenger RNA from Mya arenaria, 8943 nucleotides. RefSeq names its product transcription factor E4F1-like. The transcript has 2 exons. The coding region runs from base 264 to 5549 and encodes 1761 amino acids. Gene Ontology annotation, molecular function: DNA-binding transcription factor activity, RNA polymerase II-specific; RNA polymerase II cis-regulatory region sequence-specific DNA binding. The record is from RefSeq and is a predicted model, not a curated record. NCBI's taxonomy places the organism in Eukaryota, Metazoa, Mollusca, Bivalvia, Myida, Myidae. Gene Ontology annotation, biological process: regulation of DNA-templated transcription.